AUGCCAUCUUGGGGGUUCCAUAAUCAGAUUCAUGCUACCUACAGCGAUAAAUCGGUGGCACUCAAGCUGAAGUCUGGCAAGAACGACUUUGCACCUUUGAAUGUCAUUCCUUUUUCUACAUUUAUUAAGACUUUAGUACCUGAACUCAGCGAUGGCUACAAAUUCAACCUUCACCCUUUUCUGUUCAAUGGCGCUCUCCAGACUUUAUACGCGUCCAAAGCUGACUAUAGUAAAGAAUUUCAAAUAUACUAUGGAAGAUGCAUGGUUCGAUAUCCUGAGGCAAAUCAUGAGUAUCCACAUUUACAUCUUGGUCAAGCGACUGCGGAUUUUGUAGUUGAUCCACCAACAGAAAUCGAUGAAUGGAAUUAUUUAUACAAUCAGACUUUACCUGAAGGAUGGCCUCGAUUGCAUCCGCGGACUAGAUUCCUAACAGUGCAAGAAGAACAAGACCUGGAAGCUGACUGGGCCUCAAACUCUGGAUCAAUUGUUGUAAUUAUUCACGGAUUGGCCGGUGGCUCGCACGAACCGGGAAUACGAGAUGUGAGCCAGCAUCUUCAUCAAGCUGGUUUUAAUGUUGUGACACUCAACUCUCGUGGAUGUUGUCGCUCUAAAUUGUCAACAGGAAGACUUUACUCGGCCGUCGAAACAGAUGAUCUCCGUUACUUUAUUGAUGAGCUACAUAAGAAAAUACCCAACAAGCCUAUCUAUCUUUUGGGAUUUUCUUUAGGGUCUGCACUGGUUCUCAAUUAUCUUGGCGAGGAAGGAAAGAAGAGCUUCAUCAAAAGUGCGGUCACUAUCGGAGCACCUGUAGACCUCCUGGACUCCCAUUAUCAUUUGAACCACAGUUACUCUGGAAAGUAUCUAUUCGAUCCUGCAGUGGCUUCAUUCUUGUCAAAUUUGGUAAAAGUUAACUUCCCAAUUCUAAACCGUGAUAAACCGGAAGUAUUCUCAUACGAAAAGAAGUCCAAAGAUUACUUGGUACGGAGAAUCGUCGACUUUGAUCGAAAAUAUACUGCCCCAGCGUAUGGAUUUGCAAGUCCAAAAUAUUACUAUCAAGCUGGAUCUCCCUUAACCAAGCUAGUAAAUAUUUACACUCCAACAGUACUGCUGAACUCCUUAGAUGAUCCGGUAGUAUCGUGUAAUUUACCAGUGGAUGAAGUUAAAGCAAACCCAUAUCUAUAUCUAGCGGCCUCAGAUUUAGGUGGUCAUUUGGCUUAUAUUCAGUGGGAUGGUGGAUUCUGGUUUAGCGAAGCCGUGUCUGCAUACUUCAUGGCAUUUGAAUCGGAACUGUCAAACGAACCUGCACAAAGUGAUUACGAGCCUCAGCUAAGUGAAUACAGCUAUAAAACUGGAAUUUGA
Molecule: messenger RNA, 1359 nt
Organism: Komagataella phaffii GS115
Lineage: Eukaryota; Fungi; Ascomycota; Pichiomycetes; Pichiales; Pichiaceae
Product: Acyl-coenzymeA:ethanol O-acyltransferase
Exons: 1
Coding region: 1-1359 (452 amino acids)
Biological process (GO): medium-chain fatty acid catabolic process; medium-chain fatty acid biosynthetic process
Molecular function (GO): monoacylglycerol lipase activity; acetylesterase activity
Source: RefSeq, a predicted model, not a curated record